AGAGGUGAAUCAACGGUACCAUUCCUGUUACUAAAACCCUCACAGAUGUACAGACUGCUCCUCUGCCUGCUCACCCUUCCUGCUGCACAGGCAGCCUCUGAUGGACAAAGCUGGGCAUAUACUGGUAAUGAUGGAGAGAACUAUUGGCCGUUAAAAUACAGGUUUUGUGGUGGUGUCUAUCAGUCGCCUCUUGAUUUCCAUCACAGCAUCCUUCAAUAUGAUUCCAGACUAGCACCUAUACAUCUAUAUGGAUACAAUGCUUCCAGUACAGAACCCUUCACAAUAUCAAACAAUGGACAUACAGUGUCUGUGAGUCUACUUCCAAAAAUGUAUAUGGAAAUCCCCCCCUUCCGCUACAUGGCAUCACAUCUUCACUUUCACUGGGGCAACCUAGCCAGUCCUAAAGGUUCAGAGCACUGUAUUGGUGGCAAGAGGUUUCCAGCCGAGCUGCAUAUUGUGCAUUAUAACACGAAGUAUGCAGACAUGGCCACCGCGAUGGAGGCGGGAGACGGUCUGGCCGUGCUGGGAAUUCUCAUUGAGAUUGGUUCUUUCAACCCUGCAUAUGAUAAAAUCUUUACUAAACUGCCAAACGUCAAAUACAAAGGGCAAAACAUUCAAAUUCCGGGAUUUAAUAUCCAAGAUCUAUUGCCUGACAGGAUGGAUGAAUAUUACCGGUAUGAGGGUUCCCUUACUACGCCACCCUGCAACCCCAGCGUCUUGUGGUCUGUUUUCCACAAUCCUGUGUUUGUUUCGGAGGAACAGCUGUCAUUAUUAGAGACCACACUAUACUGCACAGAGACUAACACUUCGGCACCCACGCAGAUGGUUGAUAAUUACAGGCAGCUUCAGCAAGAAGGUGACAGGUUGGUCUCGGUCUCUUUUAGGGAAGGUGUUGUCCUUUCAGUUGCUUUGGCCUGUGUUCUUGGUGUUUUAGUCCUUAUCUCACUGACCUGCUGGUUGUUUCACAGGAAAAAACGGAGCAAGAAAACCAAGAAUAUUGUGUAUACAGCCGCUGUUGCUGUGGAAGAAAACACAUCUAAAGUAUGAUGUAAGCAAUAUUUUCACCAACUAUUGGUGCAAUUCCUUUUCAAUAAGACUGCUCUGCCCAAGG
Molecule: messenger RNA, 1111 nt
Organism: Nanorana parkeri
Lineage: Eukaryota; Metazoa; Chordata; Amphibia; Anura; Dicroglossidae
Gene: CA12
Product: carbonic anhydrase 12
Exons: 10
Coding region: 46-1047 (333 amino acids)
Cellular component (GO): plasma membrane
Molecular function (GO): zinc ion binding; carbonate dehydratase activity
Source: RefSeq, a predicted model, not a curated record